AAGAGUAUCUUUUUGAUGUAUCUGCAAUAUCAGAACUGUAAAUCGGUUGCUGUUUCCCUUUUCCUCUGACCACUUCCAAGAAACACGCUGAUUCAGUAAACAUUUUUGUUUUAUCAGCUGUAUUGCAUAACAAAAGUGACCAAAUACGAAUCCUCAUUCAUCGUAUAUAAUUCCAACUUAGUUCGACGUGCCACCUGUUAUCUAAUCGACCACUUCACCCGCGAACAAUUACUUAACCAAUUGAAUUCUCUUUCACUGGCGCGAUUAGCAAUCCGAUUUAUCGACUAGGUGUUUGCAAUUAGGAAGGAGUUCUGUGAAUUUUUCCUUGAGCUUCGGACGAACGGUGUUUGAAAUAUGGCAUCGAAUAUUUUGGACUUAUUGCGGAACGAAGGUGUCUUGUCGAGUAAUUUACAAGAAAAAUUAUUGAGUUCCAUACCAGACAAUGCCAAGGAAAAGUUGUCCAAUAUCUUACAGCGGUAUCAGGAGUUGAACAAAGAAGAAAAGCAGGAAUUAGUGAAUGGAAUAGUCGAAAAGUUCACGCACUCGUUGCGAGAUAAAGUGCAGAGUAGUUCGAGCUUAUACAUGCAGUUGUUUUAUUCCCACUCGUACAUGGUUUUCAUUUUUGCCGUCCUAUUUGUAGUUAUCAUUCUUGGUACGUCAUUUCUACGAAUUAUUUAGUAUUUCGAAACGAAUAGUACAAACGAAAUUUAGAUAAAAAUGAUUCUCUUUUAUUCUAUUCUUGGUAAUGUUAUUACUUAAUUUAUCCUUUU
Eufriesea mexicana is the source of this 770-nucleotide messenger RNA. RefSeq lists its product as uncharacterized. The transcript has a single exon. Lineage: Eukaryota; Metazoa; Arthropoda; Insecta; Hymenoptera; Apidae. The record is from RefSeq and is a predicted model, not a curated record. The coding region runs from base 355 to 678 and encodes 107 amino acids.